Molecule: messenger RNA, 3703 nt
Organism: Acanthopagrus latus (yellowfin seabream)
Lineage: Eukaryota; Metazoa; Chordata; Actinopteri; Spariformes; Sparidae
Gene: gga3a
Product: golgi associated, gamma adaptin ear containing, ARF binding protein 3a
Exons: 17
Coding region: 23-2332 (769 amino acids)
Biological process (GO): intracellular protein transport; vesicle-mediated transport
Cellular component (GO): trans-Golgi network
Molecular function (GO): ubiquitin binding; phosphatidylinositol binding; small GTPase binding
Source: RefSeq, a predicted model, not a curated record
GUUUGCCUCACAGAGCGCAAACAUGGCGGAUGAUGGAGAGUCGCUGGAGUCCUGGCUCAACAAAGCCACAAAUCCCUCCAACAGGCAGGAAGACUGGGAAUAUAUAAUGGGCUUCUGUGACCAGGUCAAUAAGGAGCUAGAGGGCCCACAAAUAUCCGUUAGACUGUUGGCGCACAAGAUUCAGUCCCCUCAGGAGUGGGAGGCAAUACAAGCUUUAACGGUUCUUGAGGCUUGUAUGAAGAACUGUGGGCGAAGGUUUCACAAUGAAGUUGGGAAAUUUAGGUUUUUGAAUGAAUUAAUUAAGGUAGUUUCACCCAAAUAUCUGGGAGACAAAGUGUCAGAGAAAGUGAAAGCAAAAGUCAUCGAAAUGAUGUACAGUUGGACUGUCUCUCUACCAGACGAAGCAAAGAUCUGUGAAGCGUAUCAGAUGCUGAGGUCCCAGGGUAUUGUCUUAGUUGACCCAGAAAUCCCUCUUGAUGCCACAUUAAUACCAUCACCAUCUCCGCGACCAAAGAAUCCUGUGUUUGAUGAUGAGAAGAAAAGCAAGCGAUUAGCUGAGCUGCUGAAGAGCAAAAAGCCUGAAGACCUGCAAGAGGCCAAUCGACUGAUCAAGAACAUGGUCAAGGAGGACGAGGUACGAACACAGAAGGUGACAAAGCAGAAAAGCACACUGGAGGCAGUCAACAACAGCGUCAAACUCCUCAGUGAGAUGCUCGCUCACUUCAGCCCUGAAGACUCUACAGAUGGAGACAAGGAGCUCAUUAAGGAGCUGUAUGGUGAUUGCGACAAGCUCAGGCAAACAGUGUUUCAACUCGCCACUGAGACUGAGGAUAAUGACAGCAGCUUAGGAGACAUCCUGCAGGCUAGUGAUGACCUCUCCCAUGUCAUAAAUUCCUAUAAGAAGAUUGUGGAAGGACAGACCAUCAAUGGGGAGACUGAAGCACAACAAACACAAUCAUCAGUCAGACAAGGAACAAACCAGUCAGAGAUUCUGAUUGACCUGGUGGGUCUGGACAACCAGAGCGUGGCUCAGUCACAGCAGCAACCCCUGACAUCCUCUCUAUCUAUUCCUGCUGACCUGCUGUGUGGCUCUGCUGCUAGUGAUUCUCAGUCCCCCAGCCUUGGUGCACCCUCUGCAUCACUCUCUCUGCUGGAUGAGCAGCUGUUAUCUUUAGGCCUCAACGAACCUGUUUCUGUUCCAAAUAAAUCAACAAGUGUAAACCUGAGCACUCAUUCUUCAUCUUUACAGAUUUCCAGUCAAGAUUUUGAUCUUUUUGACACAACUUCGUCUUCGAAUCCUGCACUCUCCUCACCUUCGUUAUUUCCUGAUGCCCUCUCUGUGAUGGCACCUCCUGUUAGCUCCACCGUAACUACAUCUACAGUCGACUCUGCCUUGAGCUACCCUGGACCUGUGUUCUCCAUGCCUCCGGUUUCUACAGACUCUGUCUCAACAACACCAUUCACAUUCCCAGAGCCCCUCAGUUCAGUGCUGACUACCAAUUUUCCAGCUGCUCUUCCUCCAUCAUUCAGCAUGCCCCUGCGUGCUUCGUCAGCCACUCCAUCACAGCAGGUUUCAACUUCACCCGAGGCAUCCCACUCGCUGUCCUCUUCUCUCACUCACAAUCUACAAGACCUUGCCUUGCUGGAUCUGGGCAGCCCAAAAAAUACACCCAGUGGGAUGGACUUUUGCAGCCUGCAGGUCAAGAGUGAGGAUCUGCUCGCUCCUGCUCCACUGUCUUCCAGUCUCGCCGUCACCUCCACCACGUCCACCUCACUGCUCCUGAGAGGCUCCACUCCCUCAUCUGCCCAGAGUCUGGCAGAUGACAGCCCUCUGUUACGCUCUCUGUCCCCCAUCCUCCCUCUGAGCCAGGCCAGUCCAGGCAGGGGACAUGAGGUGUCCCUGGCUAAUGUCUUUGUUCCUUUGGAUGCAAUCAAGCCAAGUCAAGUGUGUCCUGUGACGGCAUAUGACAAAAACGGCAUCCGUGUUCUGUUGCAUUUUGCCACCGACUGUCCAGCAGGUAGACCUGAUGUACUUGUGAUGGUGGCGUCCAUGCUGAACACAGCUCCACUGCCUGUCAGUAACAUUGUUCUGCAGGCUGCUGUGCCCAAGAUGAUGAAAGUGAGACUGCAGCCACCCUCGGGCACAGAGCUGGCUCCUUUUAACCCAAUCCUGCCCCCUGCUGCCAUCACUCAGGUCAUGCUGCUUGCCAAUCCUCUCAAGGAAAAGGUCCGGAUGAGAUACAAGCUGACAUUCACGCUAGGAGAGCAGUCGCACACUGAAGUCGGGGAGGUGAAUGAGUUUCCGCCUGCUGACAGAUGGGGGGCCCUAUAGCCCUACCAGACGAGACAAGGCGUCUUAAACAACUGAGUUUGUCAGUGCAGCUCAGAGAUCAAGAGAAAGGACAGUAGUGGAAGGCUUUUAGGAAAUUUUGAAGAACAUAAAUGAACAUAAACUUAAAUGGACCUUGAAGGAUUUUUUUCUGCUCGAGAUGGAGUAGCCAAAGUCCUGUAGCAUACAUCCAACUUACUUUACUGCAGUGCCAGAGGUAGUCAGUGUGGUGCACUAAUGAAUGGUUUAAAGUGAACAUGGACAGUUAUGUGGGGAAUAAAUCGAAGAUGAUAAAUAUUGCUAAGUUAUUUUUAUAUUUUUACUAUUAUUAUAAUACCCGUUUUCUCUCAUUUUAAUGUUCAUAUAUACAUCAGUCCCUCAGAACUGAUCAGAAAGUACUUGCACUUUUUGCUGCCAGACAGUCUAAACAUACAGCAAACACACGCGUUGAAGGAGAUUGUGAAGCCAUGGUCAUAUGAACAUGUGACCCCAACCCUCAUUUCACAUGAUUUGGUGCUGACGGUGUAUGAUAACAAUAUUUGACGCUAAAGAAUUUAGACUGGAGCAGACAAGAGCCCCUCUGUUGCCACAGAGGCUCAUUAAGAAUCUGUUACUGCCAGUUGACCUCUUCCACUACGCCUCACAGUUACUGCUGAAUAGUUUCUGACUCAAACUCCUGUUAUGCUUUUUAGUCUUUCAGUAUUUAUUAUUAUGAAUGUAUUAUUUAUUUUGGUUUAGGGAGGAACAUCUGUUCAGUAACUGUAUUGUGUUGCCAUCGACAGCUGUAUUCUUUCUGCUGUCUCUUCUUAUGAUGGACACUAUCAGUAUUGCAGUAAGAAAGGCACAGAUCAGUAGGGGUCUCUCUAGGAGGCUUUAAUGUUACAAAAUAUCCAGACAGGUAUUUUAUGAUAUGUUACAUUCUGUAGGGGCAGGUUGGAUUCUGAUGAAUUACAUGUCUCAUUAAAUGGUCAGGCUGUGCGCUCGGAAUAACAUUUUAAUAUAUCAAUGUAAUUCCUGUGAGAUAUAACAGCAGCCUUGUGCCAGAGACAUGAUACACUUUUCCUUUGCAGGCACAAAAUAAGCUAUUAAGGAUAAGGGUCAACUGGUUACAUGAAGUGGAAGUGUUUAAGGUAGACUUAAGUCAGACUUAAGACAAAGUGAAUUAAAUGCCAUGUGUAACUUUACCCCUGCUCCUGCAGUUAGACAUUGUUGUGGAGACCAAGCUAAAGGGUUAGGUUAUUCCCCCUAGGUCAACUGUAAAUGUUAAGGUUGUGUGGGCUCUUCCUGCAUCAAACUAGGAAAAGAUUUCUUUGAGUAAGUCAUGACAUAAUAUAUCAAUAGUAAAAAAAAAAAGUUGGUUGUUAAUUUAAAGCA